AUGAAUUUUGGAGGAAGUUCCAUUAAAAUUAGUAGCGAAGAUCUUAAAUCUAUUGAUGCAUACGAAGAGUAUAGACGAAUUGUGGGCGAUGAUGACAAUGGAAAACUUUUUACACCCAAGCAAUAUGAAGCUUACAAGAACAAAUACUUACCAUUGAGAAGUAAAAACAGAAUUUUUGUGUCUUGGACAAAUCCAAAUGGAGUGGAUUGCAUACUUGCCGGUCCACAAAGUGAAUGUUUCUGCCAACACCGGCUUAUACAACAUAAGACAGAUUUCGAGACAAUACCUACACAACGUCCUAUACAGUUACCAUGUAGACAUUGCAGAUGUUUGAGUUUUCAUGUGAUGCCGAAAUUCGGGAGCCAAAUUGCACGAUGUCAUUGUAAACAUUAUGCAACCGAUCAUAGUGUGGCAACACCUUAUUUUUGUUCAAAAUCCGACUGCAAUUGUAAUGGUUUCAGAACAAGUAUGCGAUGUGACUGUGGUAUCGAGUUACAUAAACACCAAAUGAUUAUGGAAACUGCCGAAGAACGUCAUAGUAGAGGUAAACCAAUAGGUCAGACUUCACCAUAUCAAGCUAUGGGUGGACUAACUGGAUUUAGUUCACUUGCACCUGGUAUAACACGUAUGGAUACAAGCGGUGCAGGCAAAUUAUUAUCAGAAGAAGAAAUGAAUAAGUCAAUUACAUCUGUAGAUAAUCCAUUUCUCCGUAGUCAUGCACAAGGAGUUUUUAAUUAUAAGUUGGCAGUUAAUGAUACGAACGGCGCUGAACGUGAACGUCAUGAAGUUGAGUCACAGAUGCGUCGUCCAGGAGAAUCAGAAUUAGAUUAUUAUGAACGUCGUUAUCAAGAAAGAGAAAAAGCUAAAUACAUCAGAAAACCUGAACAGAUACCUAAAUUUUAG
This is a messenger RNA of Schistosoma mattheei, 903 nucleotides long. NCBI's taxonomy places the organism in Eukaryota, Metazoa, Platyhelminthes, Trematoda, Strigeidida, Schistosomatidae. The record is from the annotation of a GenBank genome assembly.